CCUCGCGGGUCCCGCCGCGCCCCGGGGGCUCGCGGCCGCGCCCGCGGAGCCGGGCUGAGGCCAGGCAUGGGCCUGAUCUUCGCCAAGCUGUGGAGUCUCUUCUGCAACCAAGAACACAAGGUAAUCAUAGUGGGACUUGAUAAUGCUGGAAAGACCACCAUUCUUUACCAGUUCUUAAUGAAUGAAGUGGUUCAUACUUCUCCAACCAUAGGAAGUAAUGUAGAAGAAAUAGUAGUGAAAAAUACUCAUUUUCUCAUGUGGGAUAUUGGAGGGCAGGAAUCAUUACGGUCCUCGUGGAACACCUAUUAUUCAAACACAGAGUUCAUCAUUCUUGUUGUUGACAGCAUUGACAGAGAGCGACUUUCUAUUACAAAGGAAGAACUUUACAGAAUGCUGGCUCAUGAGGAUUUGCGGAAGGCUGCAGUCCUCAUCUUUGCAAACAAGCAGGACAUGAAAGGUUGCAUGACAGCUGCUGAAAUAUCUACAUACCUCACCCUUAGCUCCAUAAAGGAUCACCCAUGGCACAUUCAAUCCUGUUGCGCUUUGACAGGAGAAGGAUUAUGCCAAGGCUUGGAGUGGAUGACCUCCCGAAUUGGAGUGAGAUAGCUUAUUGGGAAGGGAGAGACUUCUAUUUAUCCUGUGAACAUGUACAUUUUUCUGUACUUCUGGCUGCUGAGGCAGUGACCAUGUUUAAUUUAUAACAGCCAACCUCCAAGCUGUACUUGAAUCAAGUGCAGCUGAACUGAAACACAAAGUAUUUUCUUAGCCUUUUUUAAUACACUAAUCUUCAACUGGAUGAAGUAUGUGAAUCUGCUUUUAAGCAUUGAAAUUCCUCUGAUUAUGUAUUUUGACUUUUUCAGUGAUAGCUUUUUAAGAUCUGUUUUUUGCCAUUCUCAGUGUUUCAUAGCUGCUCAUCCCAAAGUUUGUAUAACUUACUAACAAAAUUGAGGGCAGAUUGUCUAGUAAUGAAAAAGUAGUGACUAAGUUGACCUUUAGCAUAGCUUUGCUCUCUUAAAGAUGACCAUAUCUCCAAUAGGGCUACCUGGAAAGUCAGUAGACUUCUAGCCAGCACAGAAAUUGUAAGUGCAAGUGUUUAGGCUGUGAAUGAGUUAGCUACUUACAGUUAAUAUUGAGGGGCCUUUUAAAGUGAUAUAUAAUUGGAAUUCUGCCUUAAAAGAAAUUUCAUUCCCAUUUUGCCUGCUAAGUAGUUCUAAUUCUCUCUCUCUUUUUUUUUUAUGAAACCAAUUCUCUUUUUUUUUUUUUUUGUAAUGAAAACACAUCUGAAAACAAUCUUUGUACAGUGGUGAGAAAUCUUAUUAAAUGUUGUGUUAUUCAUUUAGCCCUUUAACUUUUUAAAAAAAUAAACCUCUUGAUAAAAAAAAACUUGGGAUCAUGGCGGCCAAUAUUAUGUGUAGAUGUACUGUAAUUGUUAAAUUUUAAUGCUGUACAUACACGAGCCUUCCUCAAAUUUCAGUGAGAGUGUUAUUUUUUAAACAAAUGCAAAAUCAAAAGGGAAGACAGAGUUGUAUGCAGAACAAUAUCAUAGUACUGUAUGUAUCUGUAGACUUUAGACUGAAAUUCUUGAUACUUAUUUACAUGUUUUCAAAUGUAAGUAUUUCUAGAUUCUGUAGCAUUGAAAAUAUUUUGCCUUAGUUUUGUUUUUAAUCUUAUUUACAGGAGCAGAGAAAUUUGCUAUUCUAUUGAGAUUUGCUCACCUGAAAUUGAGUAACUGGGAGCUGAAAAAGUAGAGAGCUUCCCAUUAAAAAAGAGAUGGAGAAAGAUUAGACUUAACUCUUAAUUAAGUGGAUGGAGUUAGAUCUGUAAAGAGAAAUGGGCAUCUGAAACUACAGAUGAAGUUACUGAGAGGGUUAGGCACUAAAAACUAAAACCAAAGGAAAACAGAAAAAUAAAACUAAAGCAAUACUAGGCAACCAACUGUUAGUGAAAUCCUGCUAGCAACUGUAUGUCUAACCUACUUAAAUGCUUGGCAGGCUUUCAAAAAGCACCAUCCUGCACUUUAGUGUGUCUAAACAGCACUCAGAAUCUGCUCACUAGAAACAUUUUGCUAAUUCACUGUCUAGGCAUGUUUCUUCUUUAUCCAAGAAUGUCAUUUAAUUAUCCACUUAAAUGACAAAGUAUUUUUGAUAGAUCUUGUUUUGAUAAAUCAGGCACAUUAGAGUUUUAUUUAUUAAAAUUGUUUUACAUAUUUUCAACUGAAUUCCAUUUUUAUUGGAACAAAACUUAAUGAAAUUUAAAAAUCAGUACAUAUGUUGUCAUAAAUCUCUUUUUAAAAAGGACUUUGGAUAUCUGUGAAAUCUAAUUGAAUAAAUUUAUAUGUAAAUGCUGGUUAGAAAAAGUCACAUUCAGGAGAAAGGUUGAGUGUCAAGCCAACGUGUUGAAAAAUGUUAAACUGGUGAAAAGCAGUACUUUUAAAAUAAAAAAGGAACGCAAGACAAGUUUAAAAUUUGAUAAUAAAGCUCCUUGCUUGCUCUGAUAUUCAACAGUUGUACUAAUGUAUGAAAAUAAAAAGAUUUGUUUUGUUUUUAUGAAGUAAAUUACAAAUGGAGAAAAAUAAAAAUGAUAUGUUGAAUGAAGACUCGUGGUGAUAA
Molecule: messenger RNA, 2609 nt
Organism: Rhea pennata
Lineage: Eukaryota; Metazoa; Chordata; Aves; Rheiformes; Rheidae
Gene: ARL5B
Product: ADP ribosylation factor like GTPase 5B
Exons: 6
Coding region: 67-606 (179 amino acids)
Biological process (GO): protein localization to Golgi membrane; vesicle-mediated transport; intracellular protein transport
Cellular component (GO): cytoplasm; trans-Golgi network
Molecular function (GO): GTPase activity; GTP binding
Source: RefSeq, a predicted model, not a curated record